This is a messenger RNA of Apodemus sylvaticus (European woodmouse), 2692 nucleotides long. It is a transcript of the gene Ptpn22, whose product is annotated as protein tyrosine phosphatase non-receptor type 22. NCBI's taxonomy places the organism in Eukaryota, Metazoa, Chordata, Mammalia, Rodentia, Muridae. Bases 156 to 2483 code for a protein of 775 amino acids. Gene Ontology annotation, biological process: positive regulation of protein K63-linked ubiquitination; positive regulation of toll-like receptor 4 signaling pathway; negative regulation of p38MAPK cascade. Gene Ontology annotation, molecular function: non-membrane spanning protein tyrosine phosphatase activity. The record is from RefSeq and is a predicted model, not a curated record. The transcript has 20 exons. Gene Ontology annotation, cellular component: cytoplasm; nucleus.
AUUUCCUCUAGGGCUUGUGAUGAAGUCAGUAAACCACAGCCUCCAGCACGCUGUGCUGGAGCAUGCUGCAGCAGUGGCUUCUUGGUGGUGUCUUGGCCAUGACACAUAUUUGACAUGCCCCCCCUUAACCCACUCACAGACUCUUGCUUUGCGGCAUGGACCAAAGAGAAAUUCUGCAGCAGCUACUGAAAGAGGCCCAGAAAAAGAAACUUAACAGUGAGGAGUUUGCCAAUGAAUUUCUGAAGCUGAAAAGGCAAUCUACCAAGUACAAGGCAGACAAAACAUAUCCUACAACUGUGGCUCAGAGGCCCAAGAAUAUCAAGAAAAACAGAUACAAGGAUAUUCUGCCCUAUGAUCACAGCCUGGUAGAGCUGUCUCUGUUGACUUCUGAUGACGAUUCCAGUUACAUCAAUGCCAGCUUUAUUAAGGGUGUCUAUGGACCCAGGGCUUAUAUUGCUACCCAGGGUCCUUUAUCUACAACUCUCCUGGACUUCUGGAGGAUGAUCUGGGAAUACCGCAUCUUGGUCAUUGUCAUGGCAUGUAUGGAGUUUGAAAUGGGAAAGAAAAAGUGUGAGCGUUACUGGGCUGAGCCAGGAGAAACACAGCUGCAAUUUGGCCCCUUUUCUAUAUCCUGUGAAGCUGAGAAAAAGAAAUCUGAUUAUAAAAUCAGGACUCUGAAGGCCAAGUUCAAUAGUGAAACUCGAAUUAUUUACCAAUUUCAUUAUAAGAAUUGGCCAGACCAUGACGUGCCUUCAUCUAUAGACCCUAUUCUUCAGCUCAUCUGGGAUAUGCGUUGUUACCAAGACGAUGACUGCGUUCCUAUAUGCAUUCAUUGCAGUGCCGGCUGUGGAAGGACAGGUGUCAUUUGUGCUGUUGAUUAUACAUGGAUGUUGCUGAAAGAUGGGGAACAAUACGAACUGGUCUACAGUGCUGUGUUAGAAUUGUUUAAGAGGCACAUGGAUAUUAUCUCUGACAAUCACCUUGGAAGAGAGAUUCAAGCUGAAUGUUCAAUUCCUGAACAAAACCUCGCUCUAGAAGCUGACUCUUAUCCUCUGGAUUUUCCAAAAAACGCCAUGAGGGAUGCAAAGAUGCAGAACAGACCAGUGGCUGAAGCAGAGAGCGCCCAAGGGUCUUCCUCUGGCCCUAGGACUUCUAAGAUAAGUGCCAAGGAAGAGUUGGUUUUGCACGCUGCUAAAUCAAGCUCUUGCUUUGAUUGUUUAGAGCUAAACUGCGGGUGUAACAACAAAACCGCCAUAACCAGGACUGGGCAGGCCAGGGCUUCUCCAGUCGUGGGAGAGCCCCUUCAGAAGUAUCAAAGUCUGGAUUUCGGUUCGGGGUUGUUUGGGUCUUGUCCUAGUUCUCUGCCCCUAAACACAGCGGGCAGCUGUCAUAAUUCAAAGGGGCCCGUGAAACGGACCAAAUCAACUCCUUUUGAACUGAUUCAGCAGAGAAAAACAAACGAGCUGGCCAUGGAAGACAGUUCUUCAUGCUUGGAAUCUCAGUUGCACGAGCAUUGUCUCAUGGACCUGCAGGCGCAAAGAGUGGCUCGCACUUCUUCAGAAGAACUGAAUUAUUCGUUGCCGCUUGCCUGUGAGCGCCCGAGGUGUGAUGCCGCUUGUGUGCCGCAGCACAGCCCCGAUGCUUUGAGAGUGCAUUUGUGCAUGUCUUUAGCAGAAGAUCCUUAUUUUUCAUCAUCCCCUCCAAAUAGUGCUGAUUCUAAGAUGUCUUUUGAUCUGCCUGAGAAACAAGAUGGAGCCACUUUUCCUGGCGCUCUGCUGCCAGCCUCUUCUACAACCUCCUUCUCUUCUUGCAAUCCACAUGACUCCUUAAUGGAGAGCGCUGUGACCAGCUUUUCCCCACCAUUAAACCAAGAGACAGCUAUAGAAGCUACUUCUCCGAGGACAGAUGAUGAAAUCCCCCCACCACUCCCUGAGCGGACACCCGAGUCUUUUAUUGUGGUUGAGGAAGCCGGAGAACCUUCACCAAGUGUCACUGAGUCCUUACCUAUGGUGGUAAAAUUUGAAGCGUCACUGGAAUGCAGUGGGGCCUCUGAGCUGAAGAGCCUUGACUCUGGAGGGUUCACACCAAGCAAGAAUGUGAAGCUCCGAAGUCCCAAAUCAGAUCGACAUCAGGAUGAUUCUCCUCCUCCUCCACUCCCAGAAAGAACUCUAGAAUCCUUCUUUCUUGCUGAUGAGGACUAUAUACAGGCCCAACCCAUGACAACGUCCUCUACUAGUUAUCCUGAAACCACAGAGAACUCCACAUCUUCUAAACCAACAUUGAAGACCCCUGGAAAAAGUUUCACAAGGAGCAAGAGUUUGAAGAUUUUCCGAAAUAUGAAAAAAAGUAAUUCUUCUUCACCAAGCAAGCCUACAGAAUGUGUUCAGCCAAAAAAUUCCAGCUCCUUUCUGAAUUUUGGUUUUGGAAAUCGUUUUUCAAAACCCAAAGGACCAAGGAACCCACCAUCAACUUGGAAUAUUUAAUACACCUCUGGAUUUAUAAUAAUAUUUGUUAAAAUUGUACCUGCAAAUAAAGCAACUAGAAUAUUCCUAUAAUAAUAUCAGUCAUGAUGAUAUGUUCUAUCAAUAGUCUUGAAAAGGAAAGCAGUAUGUGAAAGACUUUCAGCAACCUUGUAUUUUCAUAUUCCUUAUAUUUUACUGGGAGCUGCCAAUAAAGUUUGUACCUCAGUUUA